CGCUGUACCGCUCUGCGCAGCUCAAGUUAAAGGCUAGCGAUCCUCACCGGGACACUUCAGGGAAAGCUAAACUUCAUUUUUAAAGAUAAGCAAUGAGUUGUUUUAACGCAUGAACUCCAACAGUCGGCUUUAAAGACGGUUGAAGCUUCAUAUGCUUAGAAAUUACUGAAGACUUUGUGCAGCGACGAUUGCGCACGACGCACAGGGACAGAUCAUGCACUGUCAAGCCGAGUUGAGGCUCUCCUCCCCUGGGCAGCUGAAAGCUGCCAGGCGGCGCUACAAGACUUUCAUGAUUGACGAGAUCCUCUCGAAGGAGACAUGUGAUUAUUUUGAGAAACUCUCUCUCUACUCGGUGUGUCCUUCACUCAUUGUUCGACCAAAGCCUCUUCAUUCGUGUUCGGGCUCCUCGUCACUACGUGCCUACCCGCUCCUCUCAGUGAUCACGAGGCAGCCGCCCAACCUGCCUGCUCACGUCCCGCAGCCGUCCUCUCCGGGCGCUGCCCAUCCACAUCUGCCACUGCUUUCCCCACAGCAUCCCAGAGGCUCCGAGCCGUCACCCAGCCAGACGCCCCUCAGCAUCAGCAGCGAGUCGGAGACUGAGCGCAGCACACCCCGCCUGAAGAAGCCACGUCGCAGCCGUACUAUUUUUACUGAGCUGCAACUGAUGGGCCUGGAGAAGAAGUUCCAGAAGCAGAAGUACUUGUCCACUCCUGAUAGGUUAGACCUGGCACAGUCGCUUGGUCUCACACAGCUUCAGGUGAAGACAUGGUACCAAAACAGGCGUAUGAAGUGGAAGAAAAUGGUGCUCAAAGGAGGUCACGAGGCUCCGACUAAGCCCAAGGGAAGACCCAAGAAGAACUCCAUUCCCACCACGGAGGAAAUAGAGGCUGAAGAGCGGCGACUGAAAAUUGAAGAAGAGGAGAGGAUGAGGAGAUUAGCUGAGAAAGCAGCGGUGGUGCAGAGUGGAGGAGAAGCACCCCAACUGGAACCUCAAGAUCUCAGUUCGGAAAGUUACAAUCCAGCCGGAGCAGUGGAGGGAUCCGAGCGAGAGCUGCCACUCCUUAUGUCAGAAACUCACACAGCCAGCUAAGCAAGAACAAACCAAAGACUAAUGCCAACCUGAAAACAAAUAGUGCCUCAGGAUCACUGUAAAAAAAGCCUGUGUGGUGUUAAGAGCCAGUUGCUUUAGCUAUAUCGUCGGCUUCACGUUAGUGGCCUAGAGCUUUUACCCAGUGUAGCAUUGAGUUUUUCGUUCACUGGAAAUUGUGCCAUACUGAGAGCAAAUCUCCAUAAAUACUGAUUGCACUGGUAAACCUUUUGCCUUCAGCCUGCAGCGUAAGGAGUAGUAAUCAAAAAAAAAAA
This is a messenger RNA of Neolamprologus brichardi, 1362 nucleotides long. The record is from RefSeq and is a predicted model, not a curated record. NCBI's taxonomy places the organism in Eukaryota, Metazoa, Chordata, Actinopteri, Cichliformes, Cichlidae.